Messenger RNA from Neodiprion virginianus, 4015 nucleotides. Its product is annotated as arrestin homolog. Bases 818 to 2419 code for a protein of 533 amino acids. Gene Ontology annotation, biological process: signal transduction; G protein-coupled receptor internalization. Gene Ontology annotation, cellular component: cytoplasm. The record is from RefSeq and is a predicted model, not a curated record. The transcript is spliced from 10 exons. Gene Ontology annotation, molecular function: G protein-coupled receptor binding. Lineage: Eukaryota; Metazoa; Arthropoda; Insecta; Hymenoptera; Diprionidae.
GAGGUAAAAAGCUCUUGGAGAAGCUCGAACGAACCGCGGAAUACGAAUGAAAAUUACGAAACUGGCAAGGCCGAGAAAAACGGAAAGAUAAUCACUUAUUUUUUUCUCGUAAACUUCCAUCGAUUUUCGCAACCUGUUGAGAUAAAAUUAUUAUACAUGUGUCGGAUGAUAUUAUAUACAUACAUAUUGGUAAAUUUGUAACUACUUUUAACGCGUCGGUUGUGAACAUUAAUUAAAUAAUUUAUUCUGUGUUGGGUGUCAGUGCGGCGUGCGUUAUUAGUCUAUCUGUUUUUAUAAAAAAAAAAAAUAUAUGUUUAUUUCUCCUUGAAUAAAAACUUGACGAAUUUAACGAUGAAUGCUUAUAUGUAGAUACUCGGAAAGCCGGAUAGAGAUCCAAUUUUUACGAUACACCCUAUCACCUCAGAGUGCAGACAUAUUUAUAUUUCAUCGCAGAAGAAUCAGCUGCUGUCAGCUCGAGGCGAGUCUGAUUAAAUAUCGAACCGAGUUUGUGAAGCUGCGUCGGUUCGUCAGACAAUAAAAGAAAGAAUAAUAAUAAAGGAAAGUAAUACUAUCCUUUCAGCGCGUCAGUGAGUUGUAACAAAUGAAACCUGACUCAAAACAAUACCGAAGACAUUGAAGAAUAAAAAGGAAAUGAAUCAGUUGAUAAAAAUAACCAAAAGUUCGAUAGGAUCAUCGUCGUGCGGUAUUAAUUGCAAAUGGUAAUGUUUCACGGGGGUGGAUUAGCACGUCCGGAAGUGUGUGCGUGAUCGUGUACUGUUUAUUCGGCUUCUGCGAUCGUCGUGAAGCGCGGGAAAAUAUGGCCGAGAUUACUACCGAAGCCAGCAGGCAUUCUUCACAGGAUAAUCUUGACGAUGAUAACAUUGGCCAGGAUCCCACAGUCGCAGAGGAAAUGUCCGAAAAUUCCCAGGACCAGACGCAGCUUCUCGUCCCGGACAAAAAAACAGAAUCGAGCCUCGGUACUAUUUCGGAUUCAACGUUCAACAGUCAAAGGGUGUUCAAGAAAUCGUCGUCGAACAACAAGCUCACCCUGUAUUUGGCGAGCAGAGAUCUCGUAGUGAGUGCCGGAAAGAUUGACCGUCUUCAGGGCGUGCUUCUCGUCGAUCCUGACUACUUGCAGGACAAAAAGGUCUACGGUCAGGUGACUCUGACUUUUCGAUACGGUAGGGAAGACGAGGAGGUGAUGGGGCUCAAGUUUUGCAACGAAGCCGUCAUGUGUUUGGCUCAACUAUACCCUCCGUAUCCGGGGGCAGAGCAUCAGGAGACAAACACCCCGCUUCAGGAGACGCUGAUAAAGAGGCUCGGAGCGAAUGCGCACGCAUUCACAAUGGAAAUUACGCCGCUGGCGCCACCGUCGGUGCAAUUAGUACCGGCAAAGGAGUACAACGGCGCGCCGAUCGGUACGAGUUAUGACGUAAGAGCGUACGUAGCGGAAAAGGCUGACGAGAAAUUACAUCGAAGAACGAUGGUCAGAAUGGGUAUAAGGGUUGUUCAGAGGAGCAGUCCGCCCCCCCUUCCUCUCAAGACACCGCACAGCAUCCCAACGGCAACUGGACCAUCCCUAAGCGCCUUUCUAAAACCGCAGCGAACGAAACCCGCCGAAUUGGCCAACGAUAUCAUCGAGCAGGACGAACUGACUCCACCACACGCGGCGGUGGAAAAGCCAUUUUUAUUGAGCGACGGUAGAGUGGGAUUAGAAGCGAGACUGGACCGAGCGAUAUACUCUCACGGAGACUCGAUCUUCGUCCACGUUAACGUUAACAACAACAGCAGCAAAUCCGUGAGGAGGAUCAAGGUAUUCGUGGUCCAGCACGUCGACGUCUGCAUGUUCAGCAAUGGAAAAUUCAAAAACGUCGUCGCGUUAGUCUCGUCGCAGGACGGAUGCCCCGUCGGUCCUGGAUCGUCUUUGACCACGAGUUACUCCCUGAAACCGAUAAAGGGAUCGACGAAAAAUUGGAUCGCGUUAGAAGACAGCUACACGAAAGCUGGUGCAACUCUUGCGUCGACCGUUGUUAGCAGUGGAAACAGUCCGGAGGACAGAAACGUUUUCGCAAUUUACGUGUCUUAUUACGUGAAGGUAAAGCUCCUGGUGUCAGGAAUGGGUGGAGAAGUGUCGUUGAAGCUGCCGUUCAGCCUGAUGCACAACGACGCGGAUCCCGACUUCCUGACGGGCCUUCCGUCGCCGUUGAGAGAGCCGUCGAAGCCGUUGGAUUCGUCGAAGACGCGGGACGCGAACUUCCUCGAAUCGGAAACGAAGCAGCAGCUACCGAAGUCGGAAAGCUCGCGAGAGGAGUGCGAUAAGGGUCAGGAGACAAGGUCGACGAACGUCAGCCCGAAGAGGAAGGAGAACAUGGAGGACGUUGACCUUAUAGAAAGGUGCGAUGAGGACGGGGGGACCUGAGACGAGGUUGGGGUGCGCGACAAAGAAGGGGUGCCCCGUCAAACGAGCAAAACUAGCUACUCAAAGAGCGUAAAAAACUCCAACAACAAGAGCUGCAAGGAGGGUUUCAGCAUCCACAGAGCGUGGUGCUGCUUCAGACGAGCUUCCUAGUUACCGGGAGAAAAUUGUCGAGUUAUUGGAAAGAGGACUUCACUGAUAAAUCAACUUCAACGUCUGAGUCAAAGGUUCGGAGGAGAGGAAAAGAAGAUUCGACAAAUCUCCAGCCAACUUAUUGGCGUCUGAAAAGCAUCCCUGCUAUGUGUCAAAAACAAAUCUGAUCGAAUUUCAAACAUGCAAGUUGAGACAUGAACAAUUGGAGAAAGGGUUUUAUAAUCCGAACCUUCAAAAUGGUUCAACGACCGUGUUUUUGGAACGAUUUUAAUGGUUUUGGGCUUAUUUCGAUCACCGUAGAGAUUUGCAGAGACGAAAUCUUACCGAUAGUUACAUCAUUCCUAGUUACCGAGAGAAAAUUGUCAAGGAAUUGGAAACAGAACUUGUCUGUUCGUGUAACUGAUUCAGGAUAAAUGAGCUCCAAUGUCUGAGUCGAAGUUUUGGAGGAGAAAUAGAAGGUUCGACAAAUCUCCAACUAGUUUAUUGGCGUUGAUGAUGGUGAACACGAACACGUCAGAAACAAAUCUGAUAGAAUUUCAAACAUGCAAGUUGGGACAUGAACAAUUGGGAAAAGGGUUUUAUAAUCCGAACCUUCAAAAUGGUUCAACGACCGUGUUUUUGGAAAGAUUUUAAUGGUUUUUGGUUUACUUUGAUCAACAUAGAGAUCUCCAGAAACGAAUUUUUGCCGAUAGUUAUAUCAUGAAUUUGCACUUUAUAACUAUUGGUACCAUAACGUAAGGUUUCUUGAAUGUUUCAAGACGAUUCGUGGUGAACCAAUCAGCGACUAGAACGAGCCGAAAAACAUUAAAACCUGAUGAAAAACACCAGUUUAAUUAUUGUUAACGUCCCGAUUUUAAACCCAUUUUCAAAUUGUUGAUAUCUUAGUUAAUUCCGUUAUUGAAAAUUUUCUCAUGUUCAUUUCUGUUACACGGUCGGCUGAAAUAACGCGGCUCGACAUUUUUUGAGCUGUUUUUCUCUCUUUUCCCAACUUUUAAUUCAGACGGUGAAGUCAAUUCGUCCUUAACUAAUCCCACAAUAUUUGUCUACGUAUUACAAAUCGAAGAGAACAAAAAAAAAAACAUCUAUCACACUCAGAAUCAGCGUUUCGAAUUUUGAAAAAAGUUGCGAACUUGGCAAGCUUUGAGCUUCGGUUACCUACGUUUAUCAAAAAAAAUUGACGAACCGAGGUGAAAAUAUAAAUAAUCACUUAGCGUCAAAGAACGAGGAAUGAUUGAACCCGGGAACUCGAUAUAAAAAAUUGAGAUCAUGGAAAUUUUUCCAACUUACUCGAAUUAUUCUAACAUGUAAGUGAUCAUAAAUAUUUUACAACGUUCAUUUAAUCAAUUACAAUGUAUAUCGUACGAUUUUCGCAAAAUGUUAUGUACUAUAUGUAUAACCGACGAGUAAAACCGAUAUAGAUUUUGAUAUGGACAUGCGAAUUAUAGA